GCGGUUUCUCCUUCCUCCUUCCUCCUCGCCCAAAUUGACGAAAUCGACGACGCGCCUGCCCAAAUCCGCCUCGCCGCAGUUCAAAUCGGUGCUCUCAGGAGUGGUUAGGCGUCGCGGGGUGAUCGGCGCUUCGAGUUGCUCUCCCGCGCGGCUCGUCGGCCGUUGGGGGAGCUGCUCUCGCAAGCGAGAUCGGUGGGCCGCGUAGAGCGGUAGUUACGACGAAGGAGACGAAGCGAGACGGGAGUCGUUCUGUGCGGGCGGUGGCGAAGGAAGGAAGCGGUUCAUCGACGUGAAGGCAAACAUGGCUGGUCCGUCAAGCAAAAAGCGUGAUCAACUGGAGUCAACAUCGUCGCAGCACGAUAGGGUCCCAUCUCCUGCAUCUGAAGUCCGAGUGGAGAAGAGCAAGCUAUUAACCGAACAAUUGUUUACGAGCGGAAGCGGCAAAAGCGUGUAGUAAACCGAGGGAAGCGGCCUCCUAGCACCAGCAGUAAUGAGGAUGCUCCAUUCGAAGGUGUGAAUGAGGGGGAUGUUUCUCGAGAGCAACAACCAAAGAAGAAGCGUCGUAAAGUUGCUGACACUGAGGGUCCCAGGAACAGGUCAUCACCUGCAAGGCUUUUCAAGUUAAACAAGGACCUUGUUGAUGACCAAAAGAUUGUUAUCAGAGACAUAGAGUUUGGUGGCUUGUUGGAUAUAAAAGCCACUAGCAUGCCAGGGGAUCUCAGUCAGUGGAUCAUGAAACACUAUGACCCAGAGAUGUCUCAAAUAGUUAUACCUGACAGGGGCAAGAUCUCAGUUGAUGCAGAAAGUGUUCACAGGAUAUGGGGCUUGCCAAACAAAGGGAGGAAAGUCUGCUUCGAAAUGAAUCCCGAUGUCAUAAGGGAAUUCAACAGCAUCUACAAUAUUGAGGGAAAAAACUCUCCUACGCUGACAUCGUGGUGCAAAAUGAUUGAAAAUAUGAACAGGGCUGCUGAUGAUGAUUUUCUCCGUGCUUGGCUGGCAGUUGCCUUUUCUUGUUUCCUUGCUCCAACAACAAGCUUGAGCAUUUUGCCAAGGUGUUUCCCCGCUAUCUUGAACACAAAUGUCAUCAAAGACUCGAAGAUAUGCGACUUUGUUGUUGAUCAACUAAGGCUAGCAUUCAUGGGGUUUGGGGAGAAGAAGAAAGCGGUUUGCUGCUAUGUCUUCCACCUAGUAAUACUAUACCUUGAUUCAUUGGAGGUAGAUGAGCCAAUUCCUAGCAUGCUGCCCAGGGCGGCCAUUUGGAAUGAUGAUCUCAUAACCAAAGUCAUGAAGAAAGACAAGAAAGGGCCAGGCGUGUAUGGAAAGUUGCGUCUCAAGACAGAAUUUUCCCGAUGCGCAAAAGACAGCUUGUUUGGCAGCAUGGAUCACAUCACAAAAUUUGUUGCAGCCAGGCUCCCACAAAGCUACAACAAAACUAAACAAAAGAGGCUGACAGAGAUGGUUCAUGAGAUGUGCACUGAAAUGUCACAUGCUGUUGGGAAGCUGGUAGUUGGAGUAGGCAAGCUUGAUGACGGCGAAGCAACGACAAGCAUAGAUGCACGCUGUACAAUGUGGGCAACGUCUCAAAGGGGCAGUAAGAAGGGGAAAUCCAUCCCAAAAGUGAUUGAGCACAGCUCUACCAAGGAUGAAGAGUCAUACGAGUCUGAUAGCGAGAGUGAUGAGGACGAACCGGCUGAAGACAGCGAAACCGAAUCGGACAAUGAUGACUCAGGUCGCAGCGAAGAUGAUGAGGACCCACAAACAGGAAAUACUAACACCAAUACAGUUGAAGAAGAUGAUGAUCUGGAGGAGGACCAGGGAGCGGGUGAUAAAAAACAUGCUGAUGACGAUCAGGGGAAGGGGGACGGUGAGACCAGCUCAGAUGGAGGUAAUGGAAGCCACCCCACUGAAGAGGUGCACAGUGAGGAGGGAUCUGAAAAGGCUGGAACGGAGAAGGAUGAUCAAGAACAACCGAAUGAAGAUGAUGAUCGGGACGAUCGGGACAAGGACAAUGACCAAACAAGUGAAAAGAGAGGGGGUAAUAGGAAAGGGAAUGACGAAGACGAUGAGGACAGGGGUGGAGGUCACAACACCGGAGCAGGUACCCCGGGCGGUAAUUCUGCAGAAGAUGAGCCGGCAGCAAGUUCAGGUAGCACCAACGAAGGCGAUUGCUCUAUAGACUUCUUCAUUCAAGAGCAUGGCAGCAAAGCAAAAGGGGCAGAUGACCCAAAAAGUAUAUCUCUUAUAGACAUUGUUAUGAUGGAGUUCAACAAGCAAUGGAAACCGCUAGAAGGCGAGAAGCUUGAUCUGCCGAAAGUUUAUGACGGACGAACACCUGCUUCAUAUAGCAACAUGAUAUUCCAAAGCAUUCUGGAGGACGAGAACAUGCAAAUGGCAUGCACUUUCAACAUGGAAGAGUUAUGCCCACUACACACACAGGAGGAGCUUAUGCAAGAAAUUUGUGGAUUCCAUGCCCCGAUAGCAAAAAGAAAAGAAGAACCAAAAAGGCAUAUGCCCCCACUACCACCAAGGAAGAAAAAGAGGGUAUCAUUCAACUUGGCGCCAAUUGAAGCUGGAGCAUUCGAGCCAAGACAUGAAACUAGGCAGCUUGUUUCAUCACUCAAGCAUAAACAACAAACUGAAAAAGUUAACCGAGUCAAGCUGAAAGAUGGAGCAAGUGAGGUGAAAGUUGGGGCAACUUGUAUGGGAGCUAAGGCAGUACGAAGAACAACUGAAGCACCAAUUGCUGACGCUCCAAUUUUUAGAGAAAAGGGAACAGUGCGGCCCUUAGGAACCACAUGUAAGCAAGGAUUAGCUAAUGAAAAGCUUAAGAAGGAACCGAAUGAUAAAACCAAGGGAGCAAGUGAGCUGAAAGAUGGAGCAAGUGAGCUGAAAGUUGGGGCAACUUGUAUGGGAGUUAACAAGCAAGCAAGUUUUUGUGCAAAGUUGCCCAAAGUUGAUCUCAAUUUGCCUGUAGCCUGUCCAAAAAACACAUGCCCACCAUUUACUGAUUUUAGAGAAGCAAGCUCACAUGCAACCUUUGUACAGAAUGAUCCCAAGCCCCCUGGCAAGCUGAGGCACAAUGACAGCAAGCUGGCUGCAACAUUGCCAAAUUUCACGAGUCAGACAAAUAAUGCAGUGAGGCAGGCAAGUCCACUUGAAAACUUGCCAUAGACUGAUGCCAAGCUACCUGUACCAGUACUACCUUUUCUUAGACAUCCAUUCACUACAAUUAGUCAAGGGAGCUGCCCUGAGAUGAUCACCAAGGAUGCCAAGUUACAUGUAACAAGCCCCCAACUUGAUAGACAGCCUACAACUCAUCUCAAACCAUCCAAGUCAGUCGCAAAUUUGCUCAAGACUAAUCUCAUGCUACCUACAGGGAGCUAGCAAGUUGUUGGGAAUCCAAACACCGACAUGAAACAACCAGUUCCAGUACCAGAGUCGCCCAAGGUUGAUACCAAGGUGCCUGCGAUGAGCUCCAAAUUCAUCAGACCUCCUACAAAGGAUGCAAAUAAGGAAAACUGUCCACCGGAGACACACCAGGAGCACUCCAAUGACACACUAAACAUAGAUGAGAUAUUAGCAAGAUGUGUUGUUCCAACCAAUAAAGAAAUCAAC
Molecule: messenger RNA, 3615 nt
Organism: Triticum dicoccoides
Lineage: Eukaryota; Viridiplantae; Streptophyta; Magnoliopsida; Poales; Poaceae
Exons: 7
Coding region: 706-3171 (821 amino acids)
Source: RefSeq, a predicted model, not a curated record